Porites evermanni is the source of this 5280-nucleotide messenger RNA. NCBI's taxonomy places the organism in Eukaryota, Metazoa, Cnidaria, Anthozoa, Scleractinia, Poritidae. The record is from the annotation of a GenBank genome assembly.
AUGAUGGUCUCUGACGAAGAGAAACGAUGGAUUGUUGUGGGAAUUGCUAUGAACAAAGUUGUUGCUCCUGUUUUGCGAGAUACUGUCAAACAAGGAAUGGACAACAACUUUACAGAUCUGGACAGACACUGCCAACAUCUGACCCCACCGUGUACCCUAAGGACAUUAAUUUAUGGUGUUGUCCGAACAGAUCUUUUCUUUAGCAGCCUGAAAUUUCAAAAUAUUAACACCAAUGAACUUGUGCAUGGUAUACGAAACUACAACUUCAACAUUAACAACUCCGUAGAUUUGGCUAAGUUGUACCUACCCGGGUAUCUUGCUCAGUUCUCAGCUUUUGAUGAGUCGCUGGACAUGACUGCCAUCCUUCGGCUUCUAGGAUUCAAAAACUACAUGCCUAUACCUAUGUUCUCCCCACACACCCAGGCUUCAGCUGAUGAUGUCAGAGAAAAUGUGAGAAACAAAUGGGGCCACGUGGAUGUAACUGAGUGGACAAAUGCUCUGUUCAAUGAUUGCUUUGUCAAGCUGGAAACACUGGUGAGGAGUCUAGGCUUAACACCAGUUGUGGAAAGGAAAGUACUGAAUGAGCUUGCUGAUUGGCAAACAAAAGGUAAUUACUGGCUGAAAAAAAUGGUAGACAAGUUCAUUAUAUAGGUAUAGAAUGCGGCGGAGUUAACCCAGAAUAAAUGUUGAAAAGAACCAAAAAUCUCCUAGUCAAAAAAUGUUGAUAACUCGUCUCAUUAUAGUUGCGUUAUUUUAUUCAAAGCCAUGUCUACUCCUGAUGCAGAUGAAGGAACAGAAAUAGAGUCCUCAAAAUGUUAUAAGGGAGUUCUGUCGAGGGUCUACAACAGGUUCAAAGAGAUUGUAUAGCAGGAAGUUCCAAAAGAGAACCAGAUGGAGCAUCGAAUCAAAUUACAAAUGUUCAGCGUCGAACAAAUUUUUGGCGUACAUACGGGUUAAACUUACUGAUAUUUUGUUUGCACUUGCGCUUCAGCAUAACAUCCUCUUAUAUCUCUAAAAUUUUUCUUCAAAAUCAAGACAAUGUUAUGCAUGGUUAUAGUUGUUACCCCAGACGACUCUUAAUUUUCGAUCUUAAUUUUCUGCAGGUUGUCAGUUGAUCAUGGGACAUGCUGUAGACAAAGAUCUUCUCCAUUUGGUACAAGAUGAAGUGAGAGAUCUUAUAAAGGACUACCAAACCAUCGAGUUACAAGUGAAUCUGCAGAACAAACAGAUUGAUAAGGCUGAAGAAGAUGUUUCCAUCCUUAAAGAUCAGUUUUCAAGUCAAGAAGCCAGUUUUCUAAGCACCAUGGAAAAGAAGCUACAAGAAGUUGUAAAGAAUAGAAGUGAAGAAAUCGGACAGGUUUUGGAAAGACUGUUGUCAUUCGAAGCACAGUUAUCCAUGCGACUUGAGUUGGUAGAAGUAGGGCUUGCUAAGACAGUCGAUAAUCUAGAACAACUGGAGCAAAGGCAAACCAAGACAGAUGACAGAGUAGAACAAUUGGAACAACGCCAAACCAAGACAGUUGAACGAGUAGAACAAUUAGAACAAAGCCAAACCAAGACAGAUGACAGAGUAGAACAAUUAGAGCAAAGCCAAACCAAAACAAAUGAAAGGGCAGAACAUAUAGAGCAAAUCCAAACUAAGACAGAUGAUAGAAUAGAACAAAUUGAGCAAAGACAGUGCAAGACAGUUGACAGAGUAGAACAACUGGAGCAAAGCCAAACCAAGACUGAUGAUAGAGUAGAACAAGUGGAACAAAUCCAUACCAAGACAGCUGAUCGAGUAGAGCAACUGGAGCAAAGCCAGGCCAGGGCAGGUGAUAGACUAGAAGAACUGGAACAAAGGUGUGACCAAGUGGAGCAAAUUGAGGCAGAAGUGAAAUGUUUAAAAACAAACAAUAGCAAAUUAGGUAAGCUUAGUUUGAGAUCAAAUUAUUGGCCAAGUGUUUUUAAGUCAUUUCUUUUUUAGCUACAAGGUGGUUAUGGCCAGUGGGCUAGUAUGUUGAGUUUCCUGAGCAGUAGGUCCCAUGUUAAGGGUCCGUGGAGAAUGCACUGGCCAAAAUGCACUUAUACCUACAAGUGGCUAUGAACAAGGACGAGACUCACGAGGCUUUUGUUGGUUUGAUACCCGCAUGCAAGGCUUAAAUGUUUGUAGAUGUAACCAUUAGUAAACGAAAAGAGACAGUAAACUUGGUCGUGUGGUACAAAGUGACUUUUGCCGUUUGCCGUGAACGUAACUCCGUCUAAAUCUGUCUAUUAUAUAAAUCUUGUCAAUUGAUCGCUAGAUAUUAUGAAUAUAGCAAAAGCUGCUCGCCAGCUCGGCUGUUUAUGGUUUAUCAGAUCGGCUUUUUCAAUCACAUGCUAUUUCUCAGUGCUUUUUAAGAACAGAUUAUGAAAUUUUAGUUUACCAUAAUAUUUCUAUCUUUUUUUUUGUCCUCAGAGGCUUCUCCUGUAAAGCCUUUCCAUCUUAACAUCUGUCGACGCAAACUGCAAGAUCAUUACCAAAGAACAGCAUCUGUGCCCACCUCUGUCUGGAGUAAGAAAUCCGUUGUUGACAUUCGCGAGAUUUACACUCGACUAUCCUUGGUGAAGGAGAAGCAAACCCCAGCUGGGAGAAGGCACUUUGAGUUAAACCUUUACAGUGAUCUUUUCCCUGAAGACACUGAUCUCGGUAUCAUUCCAAAACGAAUACUUGUGCAAGGGAAGACGGGAAUCGGAAAGAGCACGUUUGUCAAAAAGUUGCUUGUGGACUGGGUGGAUGUCCAGAAGAAGACAAGUGAUGAAAAAACAGCUGUCCUGAAGAAUUUUGAACUUGUGGUUGCAGUGAAUCUCAAAGAAGUGUCCAAAUGUCAAAGUUUUAGGGAUGUAAUAAGACUCUCUGGUGUUUUUGCGAAGGAAGACGAAUAUAUGACAGAAGGCCUUGUCGAUUACAUCACUAACAACCAAGAGAAAGUUCUUUUGAUCUUCGACGGCUACGACGAAUACCGAUGUGGACGCAACUCAGAAAUCUACGACAUUUUCAUGGGAAAUAGCUUGAGAGAGUGCUGUGUAUUAAUAACAACUCGUAUUUCAAAAGCUGACGAGUUGAGUGGAAGUGAAGACUUGAGUGUUGAAAUCACAGGGUUUCAAGGACCUGACAGGAGAGACUUUAUGGCGAGAUUUUUCCGAGAAAAGGAAGUGUUUAAACUGGAGAAUAUUUUACACGAGAGAAAACUUCUUGAACUGGCGAAAGUCCCUCUACUUCUCCUAUUUUUCUGUACCCUCUGGAAGGAGGGGCAACUAAAGCAAUUUCCAGAAACUAAAACUAAAUUGUACAUGGGUAUUAUUCAGUUUAUUCUAAAUCACAGCCAUAGAAAGCAAUCGCCACCCCAGUAUGUUGAAGUACAAUCUUUCGAGGCGGUCCUCUCAGAGAUAGGAAAGAUCGCUUUACAAUGUCUUUUGAAAGAUGAUCAUUUGUUUGAGUAUAAUCAGUUGUCCGAUACUGCCAAUUGUGAAGAAGGCGUCUUCAUCGGUUUACUACAAAUGACCGAAUAUUCUGAAUCCCUACGGCCUGUUGGAAUGGUGUCCUUUAUACACAAGAGCAUACAGGAGUUUCUGGCCGCAUGGUACAUCACUUUCAGAUGUAUACCAGAAAGCGGGAAUCUCGAAAGUGAAAUUGGAGUAAAGUUGGAGGAUUGCUUAGCCUUGGAAAAUGUAUUCCAGUUCAUAUGUGGCUUGAGUGAGGAAGGAGCACAGACGGCCUUGAGCCAUUUUAAGUCCGUCAGACUCUCCGAUCCUUCGCUGGAUUUAUCGAAGGCAAUACCCGAAGAGGAAAACAAGACAGGUGUACCUCUAAGUGACGUCACUGAACGUCAAAGAAAGUUCAACGACUUAGUUUUAGACUCAUUUGAAGAGGUUGAAGCAAAAGCUAAGUUGUCAAAGACUUGUCUUGAUUGCCUUGGAGGGAUCCUUUUUGUUUCAAGGCCAGUUCCAGUUGACCUUCUGCCAAACGAACGGGAUGUAAACCCUUGUUCUAUAGUUAUUGAAAAAGGUUUCUGGUAUUUUGUGAAUGCAAAAUCUGGGGUCUCAAGAGUGGGUAAGCCCCCUAGAGUACUUAGACGCGUCCGCCCCCGUUGGCUAACUAGAAUCAUAUUUGGUGAAUUUUCAACAAAGUUCCAGAAUGCUAACUGUAUUGUCUCACGUAAUGCUCCUUGUCAGUAUGGCUCAGUACUUUGUUUCCGAAAUGACCAAGUCCACUUUUACAUCACACACUUAGAGCUGCGGUGCGAAAACCACGCCAGGCUAUUCACUGAUAUUGCGGUUUCAUCUGAUUCAACAUAUUUAAGUUCAGUGCAUUCAUGCAUGCAAUUCCUAAUAUCCUUAUAUUGUAAACGACUGGAAGGUAAUUUAACGCUAGGACUCGCUGCGGUCAUCAAACACUGUAAUCAUUUGAAACGCGUUGAAGUUUCUUACAGUGAUGACUCUUUAUGUCAACUCCUGGUGCAAGUACCAAAUCCUGGCAGGUGCUCUUUGUCAAUCGAGUCAUGUUGGUUAUCAUCAGCUGGAGCGGUAAACCUUGCAUCUUUGUUACUGAGGUUUGGAAACGUCAACCUCGUUGACCUUCAACUGGGUGAAUGCUCCGAUGAUGCAGUAGAAAGAUUGUGUGAUGCCUUAAUCAACCUGAAGUCUCUGAAGAACCUGAAACUGAGUAGCAUUAGCCUAACGUCAGCAGUAGCAGCGGCGCUAGGUCAGUCGCUGCCUGAAUUGUCAGCCUUACAAUUACUGGAAAUAAAGGGCUCUUUAAAAGGACACAGUUUGCAACACAAGGCCGAAAUGGAGACACUGUUUCAUAGCUUUAACAGGCCAUCUGGCUUGAAGUUUUUAACGAUCGUCCGUUUCAACGUGAGAGGAAGUCUUGCUCAUCUCACCAAAAAAUUUUGCUUCUUUCCAUUGUUAGAAGAGUUACAUCUUGAAGACUUGGACAUGGGGGAAACUGACUUAUUUAGUCUCCUCGAGAAUAUGAAAUUCAUCCCUGAACUGCGACGGCUGAGCCUGAUAGGUAACCCACUUGGUCAUGCAGUAAGACAGAUAGUCCCACAUUUACUAAAACUAAAAAGCCUGCGACGUGUUUUCUUCGAACCAGGAACUGAUUGUUCGAAAGAAGAUUUGGAUUAUGUUCGGGAGGCCGUGAAAGGAAAAGUACCUAAGCUGGAAAUUUCCUAUGACAAUUGUCCAUAUUUCGACCUUUCCUCUGACAGCGACUGGGACAUAUAUAUCGGAGUAACUGCACAAAGCAAUCAUUAA